Molecule: messenger RNA, 1721 nt
Organism: Solanum verrucosum
Lineage: Eukaryota; Viridiplantae; Streptophyta; Magnoliopsida; Solanales; Solanaceae
Product: transcription factor TCP2-like
Exons: 3
Coding region: 67-1344 (425 amino acids)
Biological process (GO): regulation of secondary shoot formation
Cellular component (GO): nucleus
Molecular function (GO): DNA-binding transcription factor activity; sequence-specific DNA binding
Source: RefSeq, a predicted model, not a curated record
UUCUCUUUACAUGUGUGUACUCAUAUGGAUUUAUCAUUAUAAAAGUCUUUUAAGUAGUGUGUAAUCAUGAUUAAUGCAAAGGACAUCUACAGUCCUCCAAGCCCAAGAAGGUAUGAAAGUUGUAGUAUGGAGAUGGAGGAGAUUCAAACUGAUGAGUGCAAGUUUCCAAGAAUGAGCAACAAGGAGGAUGAGCAGUACCAAAAAUAUGAUGUAGAUGAUGUAGGAGAAGUCAAAAAGAGUAGUGGACUUGGUGGGAUUGUAAAAUUUUAUGGUCGGCCUUCAUCAAGAAUUGUUAGAGUUUCUCGUGCAUCUGGAGGGAAAGAUAGGCAUAGUAAAGUAUUGACUUCAAAGGGGUUAAGAGAUAGACGUGUUCGUCUUUCUGUCAAUACUGCUAUACAGUUCUAUGAUUUGCAAGACCGUCUAGGCUGUGAUCAGCCCAGCAAGGCUGUCGAAUGGCUGCUAAAAGCGGCCGCUCCUUCUAUUGCUGAGCUUCCACCUCUUGAGGCAUUUCCAGAUACACUGCAGCUCAGUGAUGAGAAAAGGUCAAGUGAGCCGGGUUUUGAUUCAGCUGAUGUGGAAAUGGAUGAUGAUCUUAAUUACAAUCAGCAGCAACAACCUUGUUGUAGCAAUUCUGAGACUAGUAAAGGUUCUGGUUUGUCACUUUCCAGAUCUGAUAGUCGGCUCAAGGCACGGGAGCGAGCAAAGGAAAGGGCCACAGAGAAAGAAAAGGAAAAAGAAAACAAGUCUUGUAUUGUUGCUCAACACCACCAAAACAUGCACCCUAGCUCGUCUUUCACUGAGCUAUUGACCGGUGGUAUGAGCGAUAACAACAACAGCAACACAAGUCCUAAUGGCAACAUUCACCAGAACACACCAAGGCAAUGGUCUACAAAUCCGUUGGAGUAUUUUACCUCAGGAUUAUUAGGCCCAUCAGCUACUCGUGGAAUAGACAACUCUAGUGGCCAAAUUUACUUGGGAAAUCCUCUACAGCCAUUAAGACCAGUGUCUUCACCAAUGUUUAGUAUUACGGGUGAGCAUCGACCGGAGCUGCAGCAUUUCCCAUUUGGCGGUGACAACCUAGUCCCGGGCGUUACCUCCAGUAAUACUAAUACUAAUAACGAGUACAAUUUGAACUUCAGCAUUUCUUCAACAUCUGGUUUCAAUAGGGGGACCCUUCAGUCCAAUUCUUCCUCUACUUUGCCUCAUUACCAGAGGUUUUCUCCCACAGACGGAUCAUAUCUUGUUCCCACAACUGAAUAUGAUGCUCGUUUACAUCUCUUCUAUGGAAAUGGGUAUGACCACGGCCACGGACAUUCAGAUCAGAAAGGAAAAGGAAAGAAUUAAACUAACAUCAACUUCCAUGGCAAUUGAAGAUGGAAGCAGCCUCUGGAGUCCCAAAAGGAAGCUAAUGAUUUCCUCUGCAACAAGCUUAUAUAUUAUAUGCUUCUUAAUUCCUCAUUCUGCGUUAUUCAUUUCGAGUACUAUCUUAUUUCUAUGGGAGAAAUCCCUUUGUUUGCUUCUUCUGGCCCGACUUCAGUUGGCGCACAGGUUCGAAACUCAGCAAGUUUGAGUGUGUUUUUGUGACAUCUCAUUUGUAUUGAAGAAUUUGCCCUCAUAUGAAUUUUAUGAUUCUGCACUAACCAUUGCUUGAGGAGGACAUUAUGUUAGAUGGAUUUUACCAAACUUGAAAUGCCCCCGCAUUUAGUUGUGGCAUAUUCAGA